AUGGCCCUGACUCGAGCCCAAGCUGCUGCGGCUGCUGCUGCGGCUGCAUCAGGUCAAGUGAAUGAGGUGACAGACGCCGAAACUGCGAUGGUGGAGCACGUGGGGACAGACCUGACAUCUUCAUCGGCUCUACCGCUCGCUCCCAGCGUUGCUGAUCAUCUGGCAAGUCUCGCCCAGCACUUUAUAGCUCAAACACAGACCCUUGCUGCUGAGCACGUGGCAUUGCAGCAGCAGCAACAAGGGCACAGUCACGCCCAAAAUGCAGCAUUGGUGGCGAUGCAGGUCUCGACAGAGGCCAAUUUGAGGCAGCUCACUGAUCAACAACGCGCAAUUGUCGAAAGACUAGGUGAAGCUCUGACAGCAACGCAAUCAAAUCUCCAAGAUCAGCUCCAUCAUCUACAAACGGCUCAAGACGAGCGAGGAGGACAAAUAGAGCAGUUCGUGAAUAACAGAGUUGCUCACGCACUGCAAGAAGUACAGAAGGAAUCACAGAGAGAAGCUUCGUCUCAGAUCCAGGGAGUACACAAAAUGCUUGAAGAGAUCGAAGCCAAAGUUCACAGUGGCCUUGAGAACCUAUCGCAGUACGUUCAGCAGAUCGUUGAAGACAAAGUUACAGCAUCUCGCCUUAGUGAUGCCCCCGACGACCUAUCGCAGUACGUUCAACAGCUCGUUGAAGACAAAGUUACAGCAUCUCGCCUCAGUGAUGCCCCCGACGACGGGACAAUACUUCUCAUACAGAAAGAAGUAGAGGCGGCUACCUCGAGCAUUGCGUCUUCCAUAAAGACAUCGCUGCAGCUGGAUCUCCAGACAGUGUGCGACACUAUACGGCAAGAAUUACUGGUGCGCGUCGACAGUGCUGAGGAGCCACGCCGUGAAGCUUUAAGGGCCCUGGUCAUGGAAAUAACAACCGAUGCGGAGCGCCGAUUGGAGGCUCGGAUGCAGCGAGCUCUUACAAACACGCAAUCUGAAUUGAAUCUGCAAGUUCAGCGCCAAGCGGACGCGACAUCGGCACUGUGUGAGCAAGUUCGAAAACUAAGUGUUCGGUCAAAGCGACAAGUCCAACAAAACGACGAAAGUGUCCUGGAAAGUACUAUUGCAGAUCUUGUUCAAAAAGCAGUCGACCAGCGCAUUAAAGCUCAACAAGAUAAUGAGCUCUGUCGAUCUGAUGCCAACUAUCGUCUUCAACAAGAAUUACAUACGCAGCUCCAAGACUCUCGCAAUAGUAUUGAUCGCAGUUUGCAGUCAGCCGCUGGCGAAAUUCGAAGGAGCAUUAGAGACGAAGUACGUGGUGCCGUGGUUGAGGGGACCAAACUGACAAAGGUUCCGGAAGCUAACCCGGGCUGCAAGGCUGAUGAAUUAGAUGAUGAUAUACCUGCUACUGACGAAGAUUUCGAACUUGAGAAGAGGAUGCAAGAAGCCUGGUGGAGAUCGUACAUGCAAAACAUGUCGUCUGUACCAGCGGAUUCGCCUACAACCAUAGGCAGCGAUGUACCUGACGUUGUGGAGGAAAAGGCACCGACGGCGUCGCCGGAGAGAGAUCGCUUAAGCACGAUUGAGAGGGAGACUAAGGAAACUUUACCGCCGCUGGCAGAACUACCGCAGUUGCAGGGGGGUCUCUUGCAGUCACCGCCGCCCCCUAAUGUCGCGGUGCUACAGCGAAUUGGAUCAGAUUCGCAUGGCCAGCGGCUCUCUCGCCGCUCCUUGCACCAACAACUUCUGCUGUCGCAGCCACCGCAGCCUCCAAAUGCCGGGAUAGUGCAGAGAACGGAUACACAUUCCCAACGGCUAUUACGCCGCUCCCAGCGCCAGUCACGAACACGAGAACUUGACCUCAGGGUUAUUGUAUCCGAGAUUCAGCUCCAAGUCCAGGAGAGAGCGGAGCUGGCUGCACAGCGCUAUCAGUCGCACCGUAGCUAUGAAGAAUGA
Molecule: messenger RNA, 1926 nt
Organism: Phytophthora infestans T30-4
Lineage: Eukaryota; Oomycota; Peronosporomycetes; Peronosporales; Peronosporaceae
Exons: 1
Coding region: 1-1926 (641 amino acids)
Source: RefSeq, a predicted model, not a curated record